AUGGCGGACACAAUCACAAUUCCAUCGCCGUCGGUCUUUCUCCGUGCCUCGCCGGACCCUGUUCCCGGGCUUGAUAACAGCCAGCAAGGAUUCGACGACGAGCAAAACAAGACGGCUNNGCCGCCAAAAGCGAACCACGACGAGAAAAAGUCUGUCGCCUCGACAGCAAAACCUCGUCGUGAAGGUGCUGCUGUAGCCAAACCCAAGCAAUCCAAGAGUCGUAACGCCAAGCGUCUAAAAUGCGAUGAGAAGAAACCUGGAUGCGAGCAAUGCAAGAAACGAAACGUAGACUGUGGUGGCUACAAGAAGGACUUCAAGUGGAGGCCCUUUGAAGAGACCAACGUCGCCUCCAACAUUGCCAAACAGAACAACGGAUGUGAGUAUUCGGAAGCCGCGGGACUCAACAUCUUGAAGUGUCAAAAUGUCGAGUCCUUGGAACUUACCUGCUUUUGCCAUCUAUGCCAGAUCGUUUUCGCUAACGCACGUCUUCUGCANGCUUUGAUCGUGCUGGGUAACACAGCUGACAGCUCGGGAAAACGAAGCCCAGUAUCACCGCCAGCGAGAGCACCGUCGUCGGAAGCACCGGCUCAGUUAUCAUCGUCGUUCGCACAGCAGCUGUUCGUGGCUGCUCCGGCACAGCCGAGUGUUCCGCGUGCUACCUCUGCCGAAAAGGAGCGCUCGGUCCCUAAUUCAUCGAGAACAUCACCUGCUGAAGUACAAAUCGAGCAAGCUGCAUCCCCUACAGACUCUGCCAACGACGCAGGAACAUCGUCUCGAGGGUCACCUCAUGGCAUACCCGUCAUCGACGGUUCACCGAAAGAGAAUGACAUGACGACGACAGCUAUGAUGCCGGGCACCAAAGAAGUCUUCGACUUCGACAUGCACUUCAUGGAUGAGUUCCUGAACAUGACAGACCCUCCACUCAUGGAGAACAUGGAGAUGGACUUCAAGGAUGUUGAAGAGCUUACCCCAAUCGUGCCAGACUACGAUGCCUGGGCACAACAGCUUUCUCACUGUCCAACAUUCCAAGAUGACAACACCAUGUCGAGUCCGCCGGCCAUGGUGUUCCCCCAACGAAUCACUUACAUGUAUGAGCAGCCCUCGUUCGCACAGACCAGUCCAGAGAUGUUGAUGCUGCGGUUCGACCGACUGACCUGUGGCAUCCUUUCUAUCAAGGAUGGACCAAACGAGAACCCUUGGCGUACAUUGAUCUGGCCGAUGGCUCAGACCUCGCCAGCACUGUACCACGCCAUCUCUUCGAUGACCGCAUUCCACUCAUCUCGUGAUAUCCCCGCUUUACGUGUAGCAGGACACGAGCAUAAGAGUGAGAGUGUGCGGAACUUGCUUGAAGGUAUCGAGGAGAGUACCAUGAACCUUGACACAGCCAUUGCCACCACGCUGGCCCUAGCUUUCGCAGAGACUUGGGACCAGCACCUUUCGAGCGGCAAUGACCACAUCCAGGGUGCCCGAGCUAUGAUUAACAUCGCUCUGAACCAGCACAAGCAGUCGGCUUUGACAGGUCUGAACCUCGCUAGACUUAAGUUCCUUGCCAACGCAUGGGUCUAUCUGGAUGUCCUUUCCCGUGUGACCACCGCAGAUGAAGACACGUCUGACGACUAUGACAAUCUUUAUUGCCUUUACAGUUCGCCUGACAGUCCUCAAGUCGGUCCCUCGGGUCACGCAGGUUUCGGCAUCGACUUUGGUCUGCCGAUAGACUCGACCCUCGAUCCUCUAAUGGGUUGUGCAAGCACUUUGUUCCCAUUGAUUGGUCGAACAGCAAACCUGAUUCGUCGCGUGUACCGCGCCGAGUCGAACUCGCCUCCCAUGAUUAGCCAAGCCAUGGAACUCAAGCUCAUGCUCGAGACCUGGGAACCACCGGCUUUCGUCGACCCACCAGAAGAUCCCACAUGUGAUGUUCGUCAUGCUUUGCAAACAGCAGAGGCGUACCGCUGGGCUACACUCUUGUACCUGCACCAAGCACUUCCUGAGAUCCCUGAACGCCUUACAACGGCAGACAUGGCAAAGAAAGUGCUCGUGUUCUUAGCCACCGUGCCUCUCGCCAGUCGUUGUGUCAUCAUCCACGUCUACCCUCUCUUUAUGGCUGGCUGCGAAGCCGACGUAGAAGAGGACAGACAGUGGAUCAAGAGCCGCUGGUCUGCCAUGUCACAACGCAUGAGAAUCGGCAUCAUUGACAAGUGUGUCGACGUCAUGGAAGAGGUUUGGCGCAGAAGGGACGAGUACAAGAACAAAGUCUUGCCUAACAAGGUUGUGCCCGUGAGACGAAACAUGGUUUCCCCUACAGAUUUGCAUUCAUCUGUUGGCAACAACAGACCGGCGUCAAACAGACGUGGUUCGUCGUUCAACAGCAUUGCAGGUGCAAGUGAAGGUACCAUGGCUUGGGCGAACAAACUGCGACGAAUGACUGUCGGCGACCCAGACAAGAUGGAUUCAGCAUCCAUUUCUUGUCGAGGCUCUCGUGAUGCAGUCAAUGGAGCAACAGGUACACUUCUCACAGUGCGUGGGAGGUUGCAUUGGAUUGGCGUGAUGAAAGAUUGGGGUUGGGAAGGUAAGUUCCUUUGCAAGCAUGUCCGCAUUCUCGCAUAA
Molecule: messenger RNA, 2604 nt
Organism: Aureobasidium musti
Lineage: Eukaryota; Fungi; Ascomycota; Dothideomycetes; Dothideales; Saccotheciaceae
Source: the annotation of a GenBank genome assembly